AGACCGAAAUGAGCAGAUAUGGGGUGUCCGAAAGCAAGUGUGUAUUACUGACACUCCCAUCGAGUGUUUAGUUGAGCAGAUUGUGUGGAUAUACAUUACAGAUGAGAGAUCAGAGCUAUUAGGGAAAUCUCUGAGAUUGAAAAUAGCAUUGAAGAAGUCCAAAGACUAGUGAUGGUUAUCCAAGAGCUUUCUUUUGCAAAUGGAUGCAAUGUUUAUCUACCAAAGAUUGAAAACACUUUGAUUAGUUUUAAAGAUAUCCUGCAAGAACUUGAAACAAAGAUCAAUGAAGCCAUCCUUCAGCGUAAUCUUGAAGAAUGUUGUUCACUCGAAGCUCAAAUAAAAGAAAUCAGGAAGGAAAUGGCUGAUGAUGCAGACAUAAGAGAAGUAUUAUUCAUGUCAGCUAGCAGACAGUCAUCUUUAAGUACUUUCUCAUCUGUUCCAGACGAGUUUUCAUCAAGUUCUAAAAUAUCAAACAAAAUUGACUUGAUUCUUAAAAAGCAUUCGAAAAUAAUGGAGAAAAAGCAUCUCAAGCAAAUGAAGAUCUUUGAAAAAGAGUGCAAGAAUAGACUCCAACAAAUAUUCCAGAGACAGAUAGACGAAUUCAAAGCUCACAAUGAUGCCAAAGAUAUUCUGAUCCAAGAGAAAGAUCAACUCAUCAACCAAAAUCUCAAGAACUUAGAAGACCUUAAACAGCAAAAUGAAGACUUGUCAACAAAAAUAUUUAAUUUAGACAGUGAGAACCAACAGCUAAAAGAGCAAAAAAUAAAAACUGAAACUGAGCUCCUUGAUGCUCAAACAGGUCUUGAGCAACAAGCACUAAAGAUCUUAGAACUAGAGUCUCUGCUAUAUAGCGAGCAGCAAAAAUCUGAUAAACUAAUGGAAGAAGCUAAAAAAGAAGCAUUCAUAAAAGAAUAUUUGAUGCAAAAAGCCAUUAAAGAAAUCAAAGACUUUGAUCCUUUCUCUAAAGAACUGGAACUUUACCUUAACGAAGACAAAGGAAAGGACUUAGUAAAGAACCUUGGAGAAGCCAGGUAUAAACUAAACGGACUCCAAAGGCUAACACUUUCUAGUUUCAAGGACGAAGAUCAGAGUGUCAAUCAGUUCUUAACUCACUGAGCUCCGUCUUCUCUUAAACUAUUUAACUUUGGGAUUAAUUACGGAAAGGAAGUGAACAUCAAAUACUAUUUGAAAGGGCUAAAGAGCAUAAUGCCAAAUGUGUUCAAGGAAAAUUAUCUGUUUUGGCUGAUCAUUGAUAGUGAUGAUCUGGAGCAGAUAGUAAAGUUAUCAGCUAAUUCUGAAAGAUUGGUUUUGAGUCAUUGUAAAAUAUCUACAAAGCCUUCUCUGGAUUUCUCUAUUUCAACUCCUUACAAGACACAAUUUCUAGGAUUCCAAUACUCAGGAAGUAAACCAUGGCACACAGAAAUGGACUGGAGCAAUCACCCUGACAGGUUCGAAAACAUCAUAGCCGGCAUCAAAAACUGCUCUCUCAAAGACUCCUUAAAAAUCAUCAACAUCCACAAAUGCGGCAUCACCGUCUCCCAAGUCGAAUCCCUACUCCUUUCCCACAACCUAUCCCACAUCUCAGUUAAAGACGCUUCCCACAAAGCACUAACAAGCUAA
Molecule: messenger RNA, 1620 nt
Organism: Moneuplotes crassus
Lineage: Eukaryota; Ciliophora; Spirotrichea; Euplotida; Euplotidae
Source: the annotation of a GenBank genome assembly